AUGAAGUGGGGACGACAGAGUAACAUGGUGGUGGGAAGUAAAAACCAUGGCCUACUCGUUACCAUGUUGGUACUAGUUUUCUUUAGCCAGAAAUGUCUAGGCAGUAGGAAAGCCAACUGGGAUGUUGUACCUCCCGGUUGCAUGAACUGCACCAUCUGCCCUUAUGCCUGCCACCCUCUCAAUCCGCCGCCACCGUCGCUUGACUACCCAACCGGCGGAGUUCCACCGCCUCCGCCGGUGCUGCCUUAUCCUUCAGAUGUUGUGCCACCGCCACCACCACCACCACCACCAUUGAAUUGCACAACUGUACCAGUCCAGUGCUGUCAAUAUCCUACUAGUGGUACUACUCCGACCAUCACCCCUCCCGUUGGGUAUGGAUACCAGCCUGUUGAUAAUAACUCUGCUUCUCUUUCACCUGUCCACUUCAUUUCGGUUAUGGUAUUGUUGUUCUCCAUUGUUGCUCUGCUCUAG
Messenger RNA from Linum trigynum, 471 nucleotides. NCBI's taxonomy places the organism in Eukaryota, Viridiplantae, Streptophyta, Magnoliopsida, Malpighiales, Linaceae. The record is from the annotation of a GenBank genome assembly.